Messenger RNA from Acanthoscelides obtectus, 585 nucleotides. The record is from the annotation of a GenBank genome assembly. Lineage: Eukaryota; Metazoa; Arthropoda; Insecta; Coleoptera; Chrysomelidae.
AUGGACUCUAGUUGGUCAAGGACGGGAAUCAAAGACCUGCAUCAUCUUCCUGAAAAGGUUAGAAAGCAUGAAGCUUCGAGAGGACACAUUAAUUCGUGCACGGCGCUUGCAGUUCUUGGUAAGACAAAUAUAGCAUCACAAAUAAGUUCUGCUUAUAGACAAAGUAUAGUUGAACAUAAUGAAAAAGUGAGAAAAAAUCGGCACAUUUUGAAACGGAUUAUAAGCUGUGUCAAAUUUUGCAGUGCCUUUGAAUUGGCACUUAGAGGUCACAAUGAGACUGAAGAGUCUUUGAAUCGAGGAAUAUUUAGAGAAUUAGUUGAUUUUACCGCUGAGUUAGAUGAGGCCCUUAAAAAUCAUUUACAAAAUGCCACGGUAUUCAAGGGAACUUCUAAAAGCAUUCAAAAUGACAUAUUAGAUAGCAUGCUACAAGUUUGUAGAGAAGAAAUUUUGCAGCAAAUUAAAAACGCAAAUUUCCUAUCAAUUCAAUGCGAUGAAACGACCGACAUAUCAAAUCAGUGCCAAAUGGCUUUAAUAUUCAGAUAUUUCCACGAAGGCGGCAUACAAGAACAUUUUGGAGUUUUUUGA